AUGGCGCCUCGCGAGGGCGGGACACGAAAGACGGCUCCAAGUCGCGAUCAGGGUAAUAGGGAUAGCAUUAAUUCGAGAGAGACGGCCCACCUCGACGUGACAACACCGUCAAGCACUCCAGAUCCCACCGCAAGGAGACAAUCCCCUUUCGAGAUAUCGGAGCCCGCCGAGCCUCAGACAAGAACUUGUAAAAACGCUCAGCCGCACGAGUCUUCAAACGAAGACACACCGCGCUCUGCAACCCCCAGUGCAGGCUCUAAUGCUGACCACAACGAACUCCAGCUGGUAGCCCGCAUCCAGUCCGCCAUCGAAUACGCCCAGUCGCCAGAGCCUCAUGCUCUCGCAUCUCACAACCAAUUCAACAUCGCUGUAACCGACCCUCCAUCCGCGCCUCUUCGUCUCCUCCGCAAAUGCACCAUCGCCACGCUGAUCUCCAGCAGCCCCACAAACGAGUGGUGGGCUGGCCUGUCUCCCGCCGAGAUCCGCGCCGGCCCCGUACGCGACGACGAGGAUGUCAAGCGGGCAGAGCACGAGGUGAAGUCCAAAGCUGAGCGGCGGAGAAACAGCUUGAAAACGAAAAACGGAGUGUUGAAACUGCAGAAGGAGUACAUGCGCGAGAGCUUGCGAAGGCAGACCCUGCACCUGCCGAUGGAGGGAGCAAUUUCGCGCAAGGCAGAAGAGGAGGCGAUGGAGAAGUACGGCCAGGAAUGGGAGAAUUUGCUGGGAGAGCUGGAUGAAGAAGAAGACGAUAGCAUCGGCGCUGGCGAACGGGGCGCUGUGGAUGGUAUGGAUGGUGAAGCUGAGACGGAGCACAUUGAUCUGGAUGGUGAAGGUGAGUCCGGAUACACCGAGUGGCUGAUGACAUGA
Molecule: messenger RNA, 867 nt
Organism: Paraphaeosphaeria sporulosa
Lineage: Eukaryota; Fungi; Ascomycota; Dothideomycetes; Pleosporales; Didymosphaeriaceae
Exons: 3
Coding region: 1-867 (288 amino acids)
Source: RefSeq, a predicted model, not a curated record